AUGAAAAUUGUAACUGGUUUUGGCAAGUGUUGUGAAAUUCUUGUCAAAGAAUUUAUUGUGAACAUCUACAAAGAGUGUGACAACAAGAGGAGCAGGGAGUUUAGAAAAGUGUAUGUCAGAGGAAAAUGUGUGGAUUUUUCUCAUGAAAUAAUCAACGGGUUCUUAGGAAGAAAUGAAGAAGAACAAGCUGAAAUUGAAGUCUUUAACAAUGUCAUCUACAGAGAGACUACUUCUAAGAAAGUGAAGGAAUCCCUAAGGAAAGGGAAAUUGUCAGCCAGUGCCUUUAGUGUCAAGUAUGUUAUUCUCCACAUAAUUGGAGCUGUAAAGUGGGUUCCAACCAAUCACACCUCCAAUAUAGCUUAUGGACUAGGUAAGUUUAUCUAUAUUGUUGGUACCAAGUCAAAUUUUAAUUUUGGAUCUUUUUUUGAUCAAACUAUGAAGCAUGUUACCUCUUAUGUUGUGAAAAUUCCAAUAACUUUUCCAUCAUUGAUAUAUGGGGUUAUCCUAAGUCUACACCCAGGUAUCUUAAUCAACUCUAACAGUACUUGCAAAAGGGACCCUCCUCUCUCAUUGCAUUAUAGGUUUUUCACUAGGAAACAUGUCCCAAACAUUGUUAUGACAUCUAGACAGACACCUUCCAGGCCUAAUAUACAAGAUACCUGUAAGACCUUGGAUGAAACUAUAAAAAGUUGUGCUGAAAGGAAAAGCAAGAUUGAAAUGUUUAUUAAGGCCCUGUCUGAAGAGGAAGGAGGUUUGAAAGGUGAUGGAACAUAUGAAGAAGAGGAAAAUGAAGAUGGUUCUGAUGCUAGUGAUGAUGAAGAUGAUACCAACAAUGAUGAGGAUUGA
Lathyrus oleraceus (garden pea) is the source of this 846-nucleotide messenger RNA. RefSeq lists its product as uncharacterized. The coding region runs from base 1 to 846 and encodes 281 amino acids. The record is from RefSeq and is a predicted model, not a curated record. The transcript has a single exon. NCBI's taxonomy places the organism in Eukaryota, Viridiplantae, Streptophyta, Magnoliopsida, Fabales, Fabaceae.